AUGCAGAAAAAUACUGAAAAUAUUAUAGGCCACUUGCUUGGAGGUUUAAAUUGUUAUCUAAGAAGAUGUAUGUUUGCCAUUUUAUCUGUGGGUCCUGUGCCAAGUCAUAUUGCUUUCAUCAUGGAUGGAAAUCGAAGGUAUGCAAAAAAGAAAAACAUGGAAGAAGGUGAUGGCCACAAGGCUGGGUUUAAUGUUCUCACGUCCAUCCUUAGAUACUGCUAUGAAUUGGGAGUGAAGUAUGUAACUGUCUAUGCAUUCAGCAUUGAUAACUUUAAGAGGAAGCCUAAAGAAGUUCAGUCCUUGAUGGAAUUGAUGCGGAACAAGAUUGAGGAGUUGCUUGAACAAGAAAGUCUUAUUAAUGAAUAUGGUGUCAGAUUAUAUUUCAUUGGGGACAUGCAACUAUUGAGUGAGCCUGUCAGGGCUGCUGUGGAAAAGGCAAUGAGAGUUACUGCCCACAACAACCAAAGAGUUCUUUUGAUUUGUGUAGCAUAUACUUCUCGUCACGAGAUUGUGCAUGCUGUUCAAGAAUGCUGCAAGGAAAAAUUGAAUGAAAUUCAAGCAUUAAAAGAAGUGAAAGUUAAAAAUGGUGCAUUUGUAAGAAUAGAUCAAGGCCGGGGAGGAAAUGAUUUUGGUUUGCUUUCUCGAGAUUCAUGUAAAGACCAUCUAAAUGGAAUCAAAGCUUGUAGUAGUGAAGUGGAAAGUGCUGUAAAGAAAGAUGGUUUGUUUGAAAAUAAUGUUGAAAAUCAUGCCAGCAGCUACAGUAAAGCUGAAAUCACAUCAAACAAUGGGCUGGUUGAAAUGACUGAAGAGAGAAAGCAUAAACAGGAUGAGUUUCCUUUUAUAAAACUGGUGGAUGUUGAGAAGAAUAUGUACAUGGCAGUUGCACCUGACCCAGAUAUCUUGAUACGAACAUCUGGAGAGGCUCGCCUCAGUAAUUUUCUUCUUUGGCAGACUAGUACAUGCCCUUUAUAUGCACCAUCUGCACUUUGGCCUGAGAUUGGUCUAAGACACUUGAUCUGGGCAGUGUUGAACUUUCAGAGACACCAUUUUUAUUUGGAAAAGAAAAAGAAACAGUUUUAA
Messenger RNA from Sphenostylis stenocarpa, 1080 nucleotides. The record is from the annotation of a GenBank genome assembly. Lineage: Eukaryota; Viridiplantae; Streptophyta; Magnoliopsida; Fabales; Fabaceae.